Messenger RNA from Fukomys damarensis (Damara mole-rat), 5599 nucleotides. Its product is annotated as zinc finger protein 850. The record is from RefSeq and is a predicted model, not a curated record. NCBI's taxonomy places the organism in Eukaryota, Metazoa, Chordata, Mammalia, Rodentia, Bathyergidae. The transcript has 6 exons. Gene Ontology annotation, biological process: regulation of cytokine production; regulation of immune system process; negative regulation of transcription by RNA polymerase II.
UAGUAACCAGGAUGCUGUAUUAUUUGUUUUGGAAAUAGCCUGGUAUCAGGAUGAAUCAGAAAUUGUGAGAGAAGAAUCAAGAACCUACUCCACUGGUUACGUGGAAAACUCUUUAUUAGCCAGCGGAGUAGGUCUAGGGACUUCAUCAGAUGACAUUCCUUCAAUCGCUAGCCCUCUCCCAGGCCUCCCACCAUAGGAGCCUGGGCUGGGAAUCCACGCACUUCAAGAUUUAAGUGUCAACCACAUUCUCAGUUCAGGCCAGAAGCUUCUGACUAAAGGUGCGGAGCGUGUUGGCCGCAAAGGCCUGCGGGAAAUGUAGUCCAGUGAUUCAAGCUAACGGCCACCAGAAGUAGGUUGUGCAAAAGCUUUUUCCACACGCCUGAUUCCGGAACAAAAGACAGAAUUUUCAGAGAAUAGUAGCCCGUGUUCUUUAAGAUGUUCCCCUGAAUUCGAGUUGUUAAUCAUGCUUACACUUUUGUUCUGCAAUUACCAGCUUCUGUUUAGAAAGCCACCCUUGUACAAUGAAGAUCUCGCGAGAAGUUGUUUAGUGUGCAGUGCAUCCUGGGAAAUGUAGUGCCCUGCCUGCACAGAAAAAAAUGGCAGAACUAACUGAAAGGAUGUUGUUCGGAACCUUAUAACCGCCGAACGGAGGUAAUGAGUACCUGCCCAGACAGCGCUCUUUUGUCGUGUGAAGACGCUGACGCAUCCGAGUGUAAUGUGUACUUUUGUGUAGGGGAGCAACUUGAGGAGCAGGGAAGCAUGGCUAUUGUGGAUCAAAAAACUAUGUUCAAGGGAUUGGUAAUGUUUGAGGAUGUGGCUAUAGACUUCUCUAAGGAAGAGUGGGAAUGCUUAGACCCUUCUCAGAGAAACUUAUACAGAGAUGUGAUGUUGGAGAACUACAACACCUUUAUAUCACUGGGACUUGUCACUUCUAAGCCAUCAGUAAUUUACCUAUUGGAACAAGGGAAAGAACCUUGGGUGACUGGAAAAGCGGAAUGGUAUCCAGAUUUGCAGUCUUGGUGUGAAACUAAGGAGUUAGCUCUAAAGAAUGGUAUUUUUGAAACAGGAUCAUUAAAAUGGGAAAUAAUGAACAGAACCACAAGUUCCCCUUGCCUUGAGGGGGAAUCUUAUUUUGGAACUGAUUUGAAAUGUAAUGGACACUUUGAAAAAGAAGAGGAAUUUAAAGAGGAAUGUAUCCAGUAUAUGACAGUGCCAUUUGAAAAACUAUCAGUUGAAUUCAUUCAGCCUACAUCAUUGGUUCCAAAUGAAAUAAUUCAGCCUACAUCACUAGUUCCAAGUGAAAUAAUUCAGCCUAUAUCACUGGUUCCAAAUGAAAUAAUUCAGCCUGUAAAUGAACACUAUGAACAGAAAAAGUAUGAAAACCUCACUCAACAGGUAGGAAUUCAUUCUAGUGACAAACUUAAUGAAAUGUGUGAGAAAGCCUUCAUAUUUUACACAAAUCAGAUGGAACAUCAGCAAAGUCUUCCUGGAAAGAAAUGUGAUGAAUUUAAGGAACAUGGCAGAGAAUUUUCUUAUGACUUCCAACUCACUCAAUAUCAAAUAAAUUAUAACAAACCCUAUGAAUGUCAGAUAUGUGGAAAGAGCUUUAGAAAGCGUGCCCUCCUUACACAACAUAAUCGAAUUCACACUGGCGAGAAACCAUAUGAAUGUAAGGAAUGUGGGAAAGCUUUUAUUUGCUGUUCAACACUCAUUCAACACAGGAGAACUCACUCUAGUGUGAAACCCUAUGAAUGCCUGGAAUGUGGGAAGAGUUUUCGACGGAGUGCACACCUCACUCGACAUCAAAAAAUUCAUACUGAUCAGAAACCCUAUAAAUGCACACAGUGCUGGAAGGCAUUUGCUUCUCUUUCUGACUUUAAUAGACAUCAUAAAAUUCAUACUGGUGAGAGACCUUAUGAAUGUGCAGAAUGUGGGAAAGCAUUUAAUAGUCGUUCAACUCUUACUCAACAUCAGAGAAUUCACACAGGUGAGAGGCCCUUUGAAUGUAAGGAAUGUGGCAAGGCAUUUAAUAAUUGUUCAACUCUUACUCAGCACCAGAGGACCCAUACUAAUGAGAAACCCUAUGAAUGCCAGGAAUGUAAAAAGACUUUUAGACAAAGUGCACAUCUAAGCAGACAUCAAAAAAUUCAUAGUGGUGAGAAACCAUUUGAAUGUGCUAUAUGUGGGAAGGGCUUUACUUGUGUUUCUGACUUUAACAGACAUCAACGAGUUCACACUGGUGAGAAACCCUACGAAUGUAAGGAAUGUGGGAAAGCCUUUAAUAAUUGUUCAACUCUUAUUCGACACCAAAGAAUUCACACUGGUGAGAAACCAUAUCAAUGUGACCAGUGUGGAAAAGCAUUUAUAUCUGGUUCAACAUUUUUUCAGCAUCAAAGAACACAUACUAAUGAGAAGCCCUAUGAAUGUCAGGUAUGUAAAAAGACAUUUAGGCAAAGUGCACAUCUAACUAGACAUCAAAGAACUCACACUGGUGAGAAACCCUAUGAAUGCUAUGACUGUGGGAAGACCUUUACUUGUUUUUCUGAUUGUAAUAGGCAUCAGAGAAUUCACAGAGGUGAAAAACCCUAUGAGUGUCAAGUAUGUGGGAAGGUCUUUAAUAAUUGCUCAACUCUUAAUCAACAUCAGAGAAUUCAUACUGGUGUGAAACCCUAUGAAUGUAAGGAAUGUGGAAAGUCUUUUACUUGGCUCUCAAACCUAAAUAAACACCAGAAAAUUCACACUGGUGAAAAACCCUAUGAAUGUAAAGAGUGUGAGAAGGCUUUUCUCUGUUAUUCAACUUUUGUUCAACACCAGAGAACUCAUACUAAUGAGAAACCCUAUGAAUGUCAGGAAUGUGGGAAGGCUUUUAGACAGAGAGCACAUCUUAUUCAACAUGAAAGAAUUCAUACUGGUGAGAAACCAUAUAAAUGUAAGGAAUGUGGAAAGGCCUUCUCUUGUGUUUCCUACUUUAGUAGACAUCAGCGAAUUCACACAGGUGAGAAACCAUAUGAAUGUAAAGAAUGUAAGAAGUCCUUUAUUGAUUGUUCAACUCUUAUUCAACACCAGAGAAUUCACACCGGUGAGAAACCCUUUGUAUGUCAGGAAUGUAAUAAGGCCUUUAGGCAGAGGGCACAUCUUACUCAACAUCAAAGAAUUCACACUGGUGAGAAACCCUAUGAAUGUAAGGAAUGUGGGAAGGCCUUUACUUGUCUUUCACAGGCGAAAAAGCAUCAGAGAAUACACACAUGAGAAAAACCCUAUGAAUGUGCAGAUUGUGGGAAGGCUUUUAGAGUACGCCAACAGCUUACUUUCCAUCAGAGAAUCCAUACUGGUGAGAAACCCUAUGAAUGUAAAGAAUGUGGAAAAACCUUUCGACAGUGUGCCCACCUUAGUCGACAUCAGAGAAUUCAUACAUCUGACAAACUUUAUGAGUGUAAAAAAUGUGGGAAGAUCUUUAUGUGUAGCUCAGACCUUCGCAUACAUCAAAGAAUUCAUGUUGGUGAGAAGCCGUAUAUAUGUAAAGAAUGUGGGAAGGCCUUCAGAGUGCGAGGACAACUUAAUCUCCACCAAAGGAUUCACACUGGUGAGAAACCCUAUGAGUGUAAGGAGUGCGGCAAGACUUUUAGACAGUACGCACACCUGACUCGACAUCAGAGACUUAACAUUGCUGAGAAGUGCUAUGAGUGUAAGGAAUGUGGUCAGGCUUUCCUGUGUAGUACAGGCCUUCGAGUCCAUCACAAGCUUCACACUGGCGAGAAACCCUACGACUGUAAGGAGUGCGGAAAGGCCUUUAGAGUGCGGCAGCAACUUACUCUUCAUCAGAGAAUCCACACUGGUGAGAAGCCCUAUGAUUGUAAGGAAUGUGGGAAGACCUUUAGUCGUGGCUACCAUCUAACUCUCCACCAGCGAAUCCACACUGGUGAGAAGCCGUAUGAAUGUAAGGAAUGUCAGAAGUUCUUUCGUCGUUACUCAGAACUUAUUUCUCAUCAAGGUAUUCAUAUUGGAGAGAAACCUUAUGACUGUAAGGAAUGUGGGAAGGCCUUUAGGCUGUUCUCACAACUUACUCAACAUCAGAGCAUCCAUUUUGGUGAGAAACCCUAUAAAUGUAAGGAAUGUGAGAAGACGUUUAGACUUCUCUCACAGCUUACUCAGCACCAAAGCAUUCAUACUGGUGAGAAACCUUAUGACUGUAAAGAAUGUGGAAAAGCCUUCAGGCUUCAUUCAUCACUUAUUCAACAUCAGAGGAUUCAUUCUGGUGAGAAGCCAUACAAAUGUAAGGAGUGUAAGAAAGCAUUUAGACAGCAUUCACACCUUACUUACCAUCAGCGGAUUCAUAAUGUAACUUAAUAAAUAAAAGGCAGAUCAUUUAGCCUGUAUUUCCUGUAUCAACUUUAUUUACUGGUAACCAGAAGUUGAUGAUGAAGGGUUUGAUAGAGAAUUCCAGCAAAUAAAUGCAGCAAAAAAUUACAGAUUAGAAAACUCUACUAGAAAAAACAUUUUAUAAUUACGUAUCUAGGGACGAAUCUCCGUAGAGAUUAAGGUCAUGAGUGACAGAUUGACUUGAACUUUAUACCAAAUAGAUCAGGCUAGCAACAUCUGAACUCACAUAUCACCCUCAACCUCACAAACUAGGACCAUAAAAUAUGUGCCUCCUAAUGUCAUAAAGUGCAGUGUACACUUGUCAUAGUAUUGAACCUGAAUUUAAAUCUGAAUAUCUGACUCCCAGUUUAGAGAAAAGGAAUGGAAAAACAAAUUACAUGACACAAUAAUCUAAAAUGUAAGUAAUUCUGCAAGAGGAAUGAAAUGGCCUCCAGUGAAUAAAACGACAUAGAAAAAAGAGGUGGAACUCUUUUUUUUAUUUUUAUUUUUUUGGUACCAUGGAUCGAACUCAGGACCUUGUGGUGCUUGUGAGGCAGGUGUGGUGCCACUGAGCUAAAUCCCUGGCCCAAGAGGUGGAACUCUUAAGAGACUUAUUAAUCACAUACCAUGGGAGAGUGGUUCUUAUUUAGAUCAUAAGUUGAAUGACCAUUUAAAGCAAGACAUUUUUACAACAACUAGGAAAAUGGGAACAUUGAUAGCUUUAGGUAAUGUUAAGAAACUGUGUUUGUUACGUGUGGGUAAUAGCACUGUAGUCAUGUAAAAAUGUCUGUUAGAGAUAAAUUCUGAAGUUUACACACAGAAGAUGAUAUGAUGUCUAGAAUGUCCUUUAAAAUGCUCAUGCAAAAGAAGUGAAAGUAGAUAAUUUAAGUUUGGCAAAGUGAUGGUAAACUGAGUCUUGAAUACAUGGUUUUUGUUUUGUGAUUCUUUUGUGAAUUUUUAUGUGUUUGAAAAUUUCCAUAAUGUUCUUCUAAAGGUAAAAUUAACUAUGAAACUAUAACCAGGUGGAAGUGAAUGACCUUAAAAUGCUUAUAUAUUAAAAAUUAUGGAAGUUGCUAGUGCUCUACACAUUGGAAUCUUAAAUACACUAUAAUGUAUACAGGAUGUUAAGAUGGAUGGUUCGGAUUUUUUUGUUCACCUCAACACUAUUAACCUGUCCCAUUGUAGGCACUUCCUAUGUUUAAAAAUGAAUAAAGAACGCAGUUACUAUACUCAUGUGUGA